AUGGGGGCGCGCGGACGCCUUGCCCUGCUGCCUCUCGCCCUGCUGUGCUUGCUCGUCCUCGCUCUGGGCCUCCCGGUCUUGGGCGCCCCGCCACGCCUCAUCUGUGACAGCCGAGUCCUGGAGCGGUACAUCCUGGAGGCCAAAGAGGCCGAGAAUGCCACGAUGGGCUGUGCCGAAGGCUGCAGCUUGGGGGAGAACAUCACAGUACCGGACACCAAGGUCAACUUCCACCACUGGAAGAAGUCGGAGGCUGGGCGGCAUGCUGUAGAAGUCUGGCAGGGCCUGGCUCUGCUGUCGGAAGCCAUGCUGCGUAGCCAGGCCCUGCUGGCCAACUCCUCCCAGCUGCCGGAGACCCUGCAGGUGCACGUGGACAAGGCUGUCAGUGGCCUGCGCAGCCUCACUUCCCUGCUCCGGGCGCUGGGAGUCCAGAAGGAAGCCGUCUCCCCUCCAGAGGUCGCCUCCUCAGCAGCUCCACUCCGCACAGUCGCUGCUGACACCUUGUGCAAACUCUUCCGCAUCUACUCCAAUUUCCUCCGGGGAAAGCUGAAGCUGUACACGGGGGAGGCCUGCAGGAGAGGGGACAGGUGACCGGGUGCCUCCGCUCUGACCACCACUGCCUGUGCCUGCCUCCCCCCACCGCUCCCCACCCCUGCCACGGGGUUGUCGCCGCAGCGCCCGCCAGUCUCACGAACACUGCAGUGCCAGCAGGUGACAUCUCAGAGGCCAGAGGACUGAGAUGGAAGGAGGAUUCGGAGGUCAGCUUUCAACCCAAGGACAAGGCCAUGCUGGGGAGGCACCUGAGCUCACUCGGUGCCUUGCAGAACUGCGGCAAGCUUUGGAGGCAAAUACUUUUUCCUUUUGCACCCUGCACGCAAGGACAGGAUGGACAGGAGAAUUUAAGUGAUGAGCCGGCCGUCAAUUCUCCAGGUCCCGUGGGGACUCCUGUGACAGCAAGCGCCCACCGCUGGACAAUGGGGGUAGGGGGAGCCAUGAACAUGGAAUAAGGGCUGGUCCCUGAUUCUCAUGGGGGUCCAUGUUUGGUGUACGUUCUAUAAUCACCAGCAAGAACGGAAACCACCCCCUGCUUCCUGGGCACGGGCCCUGUCCGGGCAGCUGGGCGUCAGGUCUGGGAAACCAGUGGUGGAGGGGGCUGGGCCCUACGUGCUGCCUCACACAGCCUGUCUGACCUCCUGACCCCACUGGGCCUGAGGCCACUAGCUCUGCCCACGUUGGUCAAUAAGGUGGCCCCAUCCAAGGCUGCGUCUCAGUAGGCAGCUGCCAGGAGCCCAGGACAAGCCGUGAGUGACCGUGUCUGCGAUCAGGGAAGUGGGUAGCAGAACUCCUGGCAUUCCCUUGGCAUGCCGCAGUGCACGAGUCCCUGUCCAUGCAGCUGCCCUCUCUCCUUGCCCCGGGGGCUGGCGGCACAGAGGCUCCGCCCUGAGACUCGCAGAAGAGGCAACAGAGGUGCACCUUACUGCGCACCUGCUCUGGGACAAGAGCCGCUCCUGGUGUGUCCGCCUGCGACCUCAGCGUGUCCCUGUGAGACAGCUCCUGCUGCCACGCCCAUCACACGGAUGAAGAAGUGAGGCAGCGACAGGCCCUUGGCGCGGUAGUGAAGGUACCACGUGGGACGCUGGCAUCUCAUAUCCGAGUGCCUGGAUUUGAAUCCAGACUCUGCUUUCUGCUAAUUCGCAGCCUGGGAGGCAGCAGGUGUGGCUCAAGGACUUGGGUCCCUGUCACCCACAU
Messenger RNA from Lepus europaeus (European hare), 1746 nucleotides. RefSeq names its product erythropoietin (gene EPO). NCBI's taxonomy places the organism in Eukaryota, Metazoa, Chordata, Mammalia, Lagomorpha, Leporidae. The record is from RefSeq and is a predicted model, not a curated record. Bases 1 to 588 code for a protein of 195 amino acids. The transcript has 5 exons. Gene Ontology annotation, molecular function: hormone activity; cytokine activity; erythropoietin receptor binding. Gene Ontology annotation, cellular component: extracellular region.